CCAAACUUGAAAAUGGAGAUGUAUGAAACCCUUGGAAAAGUGGGAGAGGGAAGUUAUGGAACCGUCAUGAAGUGUAAACAUAAGGUUACUGGGCAGAUAGUGGCCAUUAAGAUAUUUUAUGAAAAACCAGAAAAAUCUGUCAACAAAAUUGCAACGAGAGAAAUAAAGUUUCUAAAGCAAUUUCGUCAUGAAAACUUGGUCAAUCUUAUCGAAGUUUUUAGACAGAAAAAGAAAAUUCAUUUGGUGUUUGAAUUUAUUGACCAUACAAUAUUAGAUGAGUUGCAACAUUAUUGUCAUGGACUAGAGAAUAAGCGACUUAGAAAAUACCUCUUCCAGAUUCUUCGAGCAAUUGAAUAUCUUCACAAUAAUAAUAUCAUUCAUCGAGAUAUAAAACCUGAGAAUAUUUUAGUAUCCCAGACAGGAAUUACUAAACUCUGUGAUUUUGGUUUUGCCCGAACACUAGCAGCUCCUGGGGACAUUUAUACGGAUUAUGUGGCCACACGCUGGUAUAGAGCUCCAGAAUUAGUAUUAAAAGAUACCACUUAUGGAAAGCCUGUGGAUAUCUGGGCUUUGGGCUGUAUGACCAUUGAGAUGGCCACUGGAAACCCUUAUCUCCCUAGCAGUUCAGAUUUGGAUUUACUUCAUAAAAUCGUUUUAAAAGUAGGCAAUUUGACACCUCACUUGCAGAAUAUCUUUUCCAAGAGCCCUAUUUUUGCUGGGGUGGUCCUCCCUCAAGUUCAACACCCCAAAAAUGCAAGAAAAAAAUACCCAAAGCUGAAUGGAUUCUUGGCAGAUAUAGUUCAUGCUUGUUUGCAGAUUGAUCCUGCUGAGAGGAUAUCUUCCACUGAUCUUUUGCAUCAUGAGUAUUUUACUAGAGAUGGAUUUAUUGAAAAUAUGCCUGUCCCACUCCACAACCUCCAUUCAGACCUUGUUCCUAGUUGUAAACAGAUCAGGGCCAGCUUGACCGUUUUGCGCUGCCAUUUGGUUUUAAGUGAUAGGUUAACUGAAAAAGCAAAAAAGAGACGCUCUUCUUCACAGUCUAUUGGACUUGUUAUGUCUAGCAAGCAAGAGGAUACAGGUCCUACUCAAAGUCAAAUAGAGAAGAAUCUAUUUAAUGAGCGAACAGGUCCAAAUGACCAAACGGCUAAUGGGAACAAGAGGAAGCUGAAUUUUCCCAGAUCUGACAGGAAGGAAUUCCAUUUCCCAGAAUUGCCUUUCACAGUGCAGUCAAAGGAGAUGAAAGGAAUGGAAGUUAAACAGAUAAAAGUGCUGAAGAGGGAGUCAAAGAAAACAGACUCAGCUAAGAUACCAACUUUGCUUAAUAUGGAUCAAAAUCAAGAGAAACAAGAGGGUGGAGAUGGCCAUUGUGAGGGGAAGAAUUUGAAGAGGAACCGAUUUUUUUUCUGGUAG
This is a messenger RNA of Chrysochloris asiatica (Cape golden mole), 1410 nucleotides long. It is a transcript of the gene CDKL3, whose product is annotated as cyclin-dependent kinase-like 3. Gene Ontology annotation, molecular function: cyclin-dependent protein serine/threonine kinase activity; ATP binding. The record is from RefSeq and is a predicted model, not a curated record. The transcript has 11 exons. Gene Ontology annotation, cellular component: nucleus. Gene Ontology annotation, biological process: dendrite extension; negative regulation of axon extension; positive regulation of dendrite morphogenesis. Lineage: Eukaryota; Metazoa; Chordata; Mammalia; Afrosoricida; Chrysochloridae. Bases 13 to 1410 code for a protein of 465 amino acids.